This is a messenger RNA of Saxophila tyrrhenica, 888 nucleotides long. RefSeq lists its product as uncharacterized. The coding region runs from base 1 to 888 and encodes 295 amino acids. NCBI's taxonomy places the organism in Eukaryota, Fungi, Ascomycota, Dothideomycetes, Mycosphaerellales, Extremaceae. Gene Ontology annotation, cellular component: mitochondrion. Gene Ontology annotation, biological process: protein lipoylation. Gene Ontology annotation, molecular function: lipoyl(octanoyl) transferase activity. The transcript has a single exon. The record is from RefSeq and is a predicted model, not a curated record.
AUGGGCUGGAUGCCAGUCCAGCGGGUGCCUGCAGAUGUCUCAUGCCACCUCGGCCCGCUAGUUCUAGUUCGCGAACAUGUGAAGAUCGACAACGACCUCAUCUCAUCUAUCUGCACCGGUGACCAGACUAUGCGUCUUCGUCACCUGCCGCUACCAGACCCAUCAUCCUACAAGCACGCCGGAAACCUCCAGUCGCACGUUGUAACCGCCUUUCUCGCCCACAAAGCCAGCCCGGCCACUGUCCCAGCACCUAAACCCACCAUCAUAACUUUCGAACCGCAUCCUAUCUAUACCUGCGGUCGGCGAGAGGUCGGUCACGUCUCGAAAGAGCAGAUCGAGUAUCUGGAGAAACCAAUCAAGGGGCUUGGACGUGGUGCAAAAUUCGCAGAAGCCUUGCGAGGCGGGCAGACUACUUUCCAUGGGCCGGGACAACUUGUCGCAUAUCCAAUACUCGACUUGAAACGACAUGGUCUGACUGCGCGAUGCUAUGUGAACCUGCUUGAGGAGGCGGUGAUAGCCACCUGUGCGAACUCCGGGGUCAAGACUCAGCGAACAGAAAACCCAGGUGUAUGGACGGAUGAGCUACACAAGAUAUGUGCGCUAGGCGUGCAUAUGAGACGGAAUAUCAGCAGUCAUGGUAUCGGGUUGAACGUGGCUACGGAUCUACGAUGGUUCGACAAGAUCGUGGCAUGUGGGCUGGAGGGGAAGAAGACCACCACUCUGCAGGCGCAGGGGGUGGAAGAGGUUGGAGUGCAGCAGGCGGGGCAUGUGUUUGUGCAGGAGAUGGUGCGGCUGUUGGGUGGCAUCGAGGGAGUGGAUAUAAUUGCGAAAGAGGAUAUUGGGCACGGCGACGUUGAAAAAGAUGGUGUAGCUUCUCCGUCGUCUUGA